Mauremys mutica (yellowpond turtle) is the source of this 363-nucleotide messenger RNA. Its product is annotated as histone H4-like. Bases 1 to 363 code for a protein of 120 amino acids. The transcript is spliced from 2 exons. Lineage: Eukaryota; Metazoa; Chordata; Testudines; Geoemydidae. Gene Ontology annotation, cellular component: nucleosome. Gene Ontology annotation, biological process: nucleosome assembly. Gene Ontology annotation, molecular function: structural constituent of chromatin; protein heterodimerization activity; DNA binding. The record is from RefSeq and is a predicted model, not a curated record.
AUGACCAUUUUUGAGCAUUUAUGGACAUUACAUUUGCCAUGCUUAAGAGAAGAUACAUUGGGAAGAGGGGAGGGAGGUGGCUUGGGGAACGGGGGUGCCAAGCGCCAUCGUAAAGUGCUUCGGGAUAACAUCCAAGGUAUAACCAAGCCAGCGAUUCGUCGCUUGGCUCGACGCGGGGGGGUGAAGCGUAUUUCAGGCUUGAUCUACAAAGAGACCCGGGGAGUGCUGAAGGUGUUCUUGGAGAACGUGAUCUGCGAUGCUGUCACUUACACUGAACAUGCCAAGCGAAAGACUGUAACAGCUAUGAAUGUGGUUUAUGCUCUGAAACGCCAGGGCCGUACUCUCUAUGGUUUUGGCGGCUAA